AAAGAACUUUAAAUAAAGCAAGUAGCAACUAAGCUCAAGCUUUCAUCUUCUAAGGCUGGUACCACUCUCGUCGCCGACAAUUUCCAAGUCUCACUCUUCUCACCGUUGCUGUUUCUCUCUCUUCUUUUUCUUGUGUAAGCUUCUGCCCCUUCAUUUCCCACAAUUUCACAGUAUUUUUUCAAGUAUACUCGUAUUCUGCUUUGUUUGAAUACCUCCGCAUGCUCAGAUUGAGUCACUUUACAUGCUUGUGAUUUCCAAUGUCCGGUUUGAGCCAAUGUCUACUUGCAAUUUCUUACCUUUUAGAGUGGGAAUGAUAGCCGGAAUACAAAGAGUUUAAUAUCUCAGCUUUCCCUCUCAAUUAGGAAUUAUGUCUGUUUUUCUGGGCUAAUUACACGCGGGUUGCUAAACGGGUUAAGAACUACGCCAUGAUCGAGUAGAGUUAGGGCGUUUUUCACGAGUUAUGGAUUGUUCUGUCAAAACUCAGUUGUUUCUUCAGAUUGAGAAAAGGAAAUGGGUGAUCAUGGUGGGUUUGGUUGCUCUGACUCAUUUGUUUUGCCAAUCUUUGAUGCUUCCGUAUGGGAACGCGCUGCUGUCUCUGUUUCCCAGUGGAAAGAGUAAAAACCUUCUUAUGGCUAACCCAUCACAUAAUGAUUCUUCUGUUAAGACUUUGAUUGAUGACAACCAUACUAUUGCUGGUGUGUUGGAUAUGGAUAAUGAUCAGUCUCUAUUUGUUAGAGGAGUGAAGAGCACAAAAACUUACAACGUGCACGUAAAUGCUGAAGAUGACAAGGGUUCUAUGGAGAAGAAAGAAAAAGAAAACAUGGAUUCUGAUGUCGUUGGUAAUGGCAUGGAUGAUGAUGUUGAUUUUGUCGAUGACGACACCUUAGAUGAUGUGGAUGUAGACUUAGAAGAUGGCUUUACAGUGGAAAACAGCACUCAGCUUGGAAAGGCAAGUUCUGGAGUUGUCUUAGAGUCUAAAACAAGUGAGAUUCAAGAGAAGAAUGUAACGGACGGGUCUGUGAUUUUGCCAACUCUGGUUGUCUCAUCGGAUAAACCAUCGUUGAUUGGUUCUGUUGUUGGGGAAAAACCAGAAUCAGAAACAAGCAUUUCUGAUGGUUCUAGCAUGCAUAUAUCUCUCAGUGAAAGCAAGGACGUUUCUGUUUUUCGCAACAACGGCUCCUCAGUGCCAAAUAAGCCUGCUAAAAAGAAGAUGAGGUGUGACAUGCCACCUAAAACUGUAACACCUAUAAAUGAGAUGGAACGUUUGUUAGUCAGGCAUCGUGCUCGUUCACGUGCAAUGAGACCAAGAUGGUCUUCUGAGCGUGACCAGGAAAUUUUAGCAGCAAAGAGGAGGAUUGAAAGUGCUCCCUUCUUGAAGAAUGAUCGGGAAUUGCACGCUCCUCUAUUUCGAAAUAUCUCUAUGUUCAAAAGGAGCUAUGAACUCAUGGAACGUGUACUAAAGAUAUAUGUAUACAAGGAAGGUGAAAAGCCCAUAUUUCAUCAACCGAUACUGAAAGGACUAUAUGCAUCUGAGGGAUGGUUUAUGAAACUAAUGGAACAGAGGAAUAAUCGUUUUGUUGUGAAAGAUCCUAGGAAGGCUCAUCUGUUCUACAUGCCAUUCAGUUCGCGGAUGCUAGAAUACACACUUUAUGUGCGUAAUUCCCACAACCGGACCAAUUUAAGACAGCACUUGAAGGAUUAUUCAGAAAAGAUUGCAGCAAAGUAUCGUUUCUGGAACAGAACAGGUGGAGCAGACCAUUUUCUUGUUGCCUGCCAUGACUGGGCUCCAUACGAGACAAGACACCAUAUGGAACAUUGCAUUAAAGCCCUUUGUAAUGCUGAUGUAACGAUGGGCUUCAAGAUAGGACGUGAUGUUUCCCUUCCAGAAACAUAUGUCCGAUCUGCCAGAAACCCGCUUAGAGAUCUCGGAGGAAAGCCACCAUCACAGAGGUACACUCUCGCCUUCUAUGCAGGGAGCCUACACGGCUAUCUUCGUCCAAUCUUGCUUAAGUACUGGAAAGACAAGGAGCCUGAUAUGAAAAUACUUGGUCAAAUGCCCCCCGGUGUCCCCAGCAAAAUGAACUACAUUGAUCAAAUGAAAAGCAGUAAAUACUGCAUUUGCCCAAAGGGGUAUGAAGUCAACAGCCCAAGGAUAGUUGAGGCCAUCUUUUACGAGUGUGUGCCGGUCAUAAUAUCUGAUAACUUUGUGCCUCCGUUCUUCGAGGUCUUCAACUGGGACGCGUUCUCAGUGAUUAUUGCGGAAAAGGAGAUCCCAAACUUGAGAGAAAUACUUGUCUCCAUCCCGGAGAAGAAGUAUCUCAACAUGCAACUCAAUGUCCGCAAAGUUCAGAAGCAUUUCCUGUGGCAUGCUAAUCCCAUCAAGUACGACCUCUUCCACAUGACCCUUCAUUCGAUCUGGUACAAUCGAGUUUUUCAGAUCAAGUCAAGGUACUAAUGUAAGAGGCACUCUCCCGUGCAACUGGUUUCUGAAUGACACUUCUUCAACAUACAAAUGCCACGUUGCUUGGCCUUCCAGUAGCAGAACUCAUAUUAUUUUCAUUGAUGAGUUGUCUGCAAUAGCAUGAGAUGGUGGAAGAAAUGCCACGGUCCCUCAUUUAGUAUGUGCUCUCUAUCUGCUUCUGUGUCCAAUGCUAGAGCGAAGAUGUUUGAGGGUAAGGAUGCGAGAGUCGAGGGUGGCGUCCCAUCUUGAUUUUGAGGCCAACCGCAAUGCCGUGGAAUUUCUUAAAAGCUGCCCCCAAUUUCUACCACCUCUUCCUCCGCCACCACCACUAUUUCUUCUAUUUCCUCCUCAUUCUCUCUUACACAGCUCCUUCUCCAGUUCUCCCCUCUCCGCUGCCAACACCGAGGUCGCGCUACUGAUCUUUUCAUGGCUCAACUCUUCUUCUUCUUCUUCUUCGGCGACGACAUUCUCAAACCGGAACCCUCACGAUUCCGACCCCUGCAAAUGGCCAUUCAUUUCAUGCUCGUCCAAUAAUUUUGUGGCGGAGAUUAAUAUCCAGUCUCUCCACCUCGCCCUUCGUCGGCCGCAUCGUCGGUCACAGCAUGGUCUUCCUCACUACACUAUUUUGGCCCGGAUACCAAUGAAAAUUUUCGUCAAUAAACCCAAAAAAUCCGUUGGUAAAACGAAUCACCGAAGGACGUCGACGAUAACAUAUACGUCGGUAAAUUAAUUACCGACGGAUUUUUACGGCCGUCGGUGAUCAGGCCUCAUCGACGGAUACUCCCUCGUUUUAGCUACUAACAUCGCCGGAGUUGGUUGGCCAGUAAUUUUUUUUUAAAAAUGCCCUAUUAUUUUUUCCUGCUUCUCCCUCUGCCUUCUUUGCUCCCCUCUAAUACCGUAAUAUAACUAAAGCAUAUUAAAUAGCUCGAACUGAACAAUUAGACUAAAAAAGAAACCUAAACUUUUAGUGUGCUAUUAGCUCAUAAGAAAUUAAAUAUUACAAACGGUGUCAGACGGCCGUCACAUGGAGGGGACUUAAUUGCACCCAAAUUGAAACCCGUCACAUGGAGGGGACUUAAUUGCACCCAAAUUGAAACAUGUGGGCAUGAUUGAUCGACUAUAUGAGUGUCUAUGAUAGGGGCUAAAUUACUACUUUUUCUAAUAAUAAUAAUAAUAAUAAUAAUGGCCACGACCUUAAGCUAUAAAAAACAUAAGUUAUUUGUAAUAUGCUUGAAUUAAAUUGACGGUUAAGUUGGAAUUUAGCAUGAUUAGGUUUUAGGGCAGUAGAAAUAAUUGUGAAUGAUUAGGUUGUAGGGUUUAAUUUAUGGAAAUUUUGUUGUUACUUUUGUGGUGUGUCGAUUUCUGUUGUGAUGUAUUUCGCAUUAUAGAUUGUGCGAUGCAAAUGAGGAGAACAAUUUAAAAAAAAAAUGAGGGAGAAAGGUUGUUCUUUAAUUGCUGCAACAGAGUGGAGUUUUCCAAUUGGUAUUUGCUAACACGAUGAGCAGAGCAAGCUAGAUUACAGGACUACUUUUUCUAUUGGAGCUGACUCAGUCCUCUCGAUUCUUAAAAUUUGAUUUGCUUUAUAUUUCCUUAUUUAAACUAAGUUUUUUAUUUAAUUAGAUUUUUGGUAAAGAAAUAAGAAUACAAUUCUGUGUAAAGGCAAAUUAAUAAUUAUUUGGUGUAAUUUUUGUUAU
Salvia miltiorrhiza (redroot sage) is the source of this 4155-nucleotide messenger RNA. Its product is annotated as probable glycosyltransferase At3g07620. The record is from RefSeq and is a predicted model, not a curated record. Lineage: Eukaryota; Viridiplantae; Streptophyta; Magnoliopsida; Lamiales; Lamiaceae. Gene Ontology annotation, molecular function: glycosyltransferase activity. Bases 461 to 2455 code for a protein of 664 amino acids. The transcript is spliced from 5 exons.